This is a messenger RNA of Microbotryum saponariae, 2383 nucleotides long. The record is from the annotation of a GenBank genome assembly. Lineage: Eukaryota; Fungi; Basidiomycota; Microbotryomycetes; Microbotryales; Microbotryaceae.
AUGCAUCUUUCUUUGUGCUUGCUCGCCCUGACAACGUCGACCGUACUCGCCGCGAGCAGCAGUGGUGCUGGCGCGGCUGCCUCGAGCGCCCCUAAAACGGCGACGGCCGCCGUCGCUGGCACGACCGCCACCUCCGUACCGACGACGGACCGCACCAACGAGGCUCAGGAGGCUGCGAUCAAGAACCCGCAAGCCGAGUGCGCUGCCUACUACUACGAGCCCGUUGCCGAUGUCGUGAGUAUGGUCCUCUCCCCUUCUCUGCUCUUCUCUUCAACCCCCUUCCUACCCGACAGGAUCGGAGAGUCGUCGUUGGGUCGGUCGAUCGUCCACUAGGCUCGGCCGCGCAUGCGCUGUGUCCCUCGACGCGAACAUUGGACGACGACUUGGUCCACCGCCAGCCGGGAAGGGGUCAUGUGCUGACGUCUAGCAUGUCCUUCUCCAGAUGCCCACUUUCCCCGAUAUCUGGGCUACAGCAAACCUGUCAUUCGCGUGAGUUUCUGUUUUGCCGUGGCCGUGCUCGAGCGCGAGCUAGGAUUGGAACUCUUGAGGCAGGCGCGAAGGGUGCAUCGCAUUUUCGGACCCCGAACGGGAUCAUCCUAAAGUUUGACGAUUCCGUUUGCGCGCCCAAAAGCGGACAAUACCGACGCACCCAUCAGUGUAACAACGAGUGACUGACAUCAAAAUAUGGUAAUAUGGGCUCUGUAGGGGUGUGACUGCCCACGACAAGGCGCUUUUCCAGUCAAUGGAGUCCGGCAUCCCCAACGUCGCCCCCCGAGGAACACGAGCAGGUGCGUUCCGGCGCCUUUUUUCUGGACAAUAUCCAGGCCAAAUCGCUGCAGUAGAAAUGAUAUCUAAAUGGUUUUUCGAUGCUCUUCAGGUGACUUCUCCGGCGUCACGUACGACAUGACCAACGACCCGGACUGCUGGUGGACCGACACGCGCUGCACCACGCCCAAGUUGGCCGGCCUCCAACCCGAUAUCACACGGUGCCCCGAGCCCAACACAUGGGGUUUCACCCUUGAUGACGGACCCAAUUGCUCCCACAAUGCCGUAAGUCAGCGCAUCAAAGAUGGAUCUAAAAUCGGGCUCCCUUCCCCUUCCCGCCGGCCCCUAAAAAUAGCCUCGACGCCUCCCAUCAUUCAACCCGCACGCCCUUACGUCAUGUUUUGAACUGCUCGAGUAUCCGAUCGGCUCACAUCCAACGCUCUUUCUUUACCACAGUACUUUGACUACCUCCUCAGCAUCAACCAAAAGGCAACUCUCUUCUACAUCGGUUCCAACGUGCUCGAUUGGCCCCUGGAGGCGCAGCGCGGCUUGACCGAUGGGCACGAAAUUUGCUCGCACACCUGGUCGCAUCCCUGUGAGUCUUUCCUCCGGGCAUCCAGUGGUACAGUAUGAAACUCAUCGCGUCUUGCCUCCAUCCAGACAUGACCUCGAUGACGAACGAGCAAGCGUUCGCCGAGCUCUACUUCUCCAAGAAGGCCAUCAAGGACGUCCUCGGCAUCACCGUGCGCUGCGUGCGCAUGCCGUACGGCGACGUCGACGACCGCAUCCGUUACAUCGCGUCCAAGCUCGACCUGCGCAUCAUCCAGUGGGAGACGGAUACGUUCGACUAUGACUGGAACGUCGACGGUAUCGCGUCCGUGCAAAAGAACUAUGACACGAUCCUCGCGCAGCAAGCCAACGGGACCUACAACGCGUACGGCCCGAUCGUGCUCAGCCACGAGAUCGACGGCGAGACGAUGGCGAUCAGUCAAUCGUACCUGCCCAAGAUGCGCAAGGCCUUCACCGGUGGUGUCGUUCCCGUGAGUAUCAUACGUUCCUUGCGCUCGCUUGCCGCUGCGCUAUUUCCCAGUAUCUGAUUUUCGCGUCUCUGCUCUUAAUUAUAGGUCGGUGUAUGCUUGAACAACACUCAACCGUACGUCGAGGGCGCUCAAUUCGUCUACCCCAACUACGCUGUAAGCAUUUGCUUCCCCUUCGAAUAUUUCUGGGCGGGACACGAGCAUUACGACUCACACAUUCCCCCACCCGUCCCCUACAGCAAUACGUCGCCGGUACGGUCUCGGUCUCCCUUGCGGCCCCCACGGCCGUGACUGUCGAUGUUCAACUCGCUCUUUCCCCCGCCGCGACGAGCGCUGGUUCCUCGACCGCCUCGGGAGGAGGCGCCGCCAGUUCGGGCGGUAUCCGCACCGUUUCCGCUGCUUCGUCAAUGUCGACCUCGCGUGCGGCCUCGUCCACAACUGCCUCCAACGCCAGUCCGACUUCUUCGACCUCGACCAAGAGUGCGGCUUCAAGGACGAUGUCGUUCAGUGGUGUCGAGCUCAGCUUGACCAUUGUGUUGGGUUCCAUCGUCGCUCUGUUCGGCAUGUUCUUGGUCCUGUAG